Messenger RNA from Ictalurus punctatus (channel catfish), 7619 nucleotides. RefSeq names its product Ral GEF with PH domain and SH3 binding motif 2 (gene ralgps2). The record is from RefSeq and is a predicted model, not a curated record. Gene Ontology annotation, biological process: positive regulation of GTPase activity; Ras protein signal transduction. Gene Ontology annotation, cellular component: plasma membrane. NCBI's taxonomy places the organism in Eukaryota, Metazoa, Chordata, Actinopteri, Siluriformes, Ictaluridae. The transcript is spliced from 21 exons. The coding region runs from base 1614 to 3371 and encodes 585 amino acids. Gene Ontology annotation, molecular function: guanyl-nucleotide exchange factor activity.
ACUAGAACACAUUAGGUGUGUGUUGACCUUAGUGCUUGGACCCAGUCCCUCCAGGAUUUUGCGAUCGCAGAAUGCAAUGAACGCAAAAUCAAGCAUGCACUGCAAUAUUUGGAGGAGCUUGCAAUUUUUCUAAACUAUCACAGAUUCUUUGCAGAUUUGGAGAUUUGCAGAAGAUGCGUCAUGUGACAUCAUCACAACGCUCAUUCAGCCAAAGCCCUCUUUGAUUCGCGUGCGUCAAACAUGAGUACAGCUAAAAGGUUUCAUUACCAACAAACAUCACUGCGAAAAAACUGUGCAAAACAAUUUUGUGCAUCGCGAUUUCACCAAUUCAAAGUAGCUUUCUGCAAAAAAAAAAAAAAACUCCCAAGGUUGCACUGAAAAUCGAGCAUUUUUGGCUGCAACAAUCACAAAAAAACUCUAUGAGAUCCUAUAUGGAGUGCUUGGACCCCUAAAUAUAAUAGCCUUGAUAAUGUGGGCUUCCACGAUUGUAGCAAAAUUAAAUAAAUAAAAAAAUUCACAGACCCCUUGGCUAUGCCUCAUGGAUCCAUAGAGGUCCCUGGACACCACUUUGAGAACCACUGUUCUAGCCUACAUGUUGCCAACCCUGGUCCUGCAGAAUCUCCUGGAGACAUUUUAGUGUUUACCCUGCUCCCAUGACAUCUGAAUGAACUACUCAGCUAAUGUAGCCCUGAUUUAGUCCUAAUAACAGCCCUGCUGAAAAACAACAACAAUAACAACAACAACAACAAAAACAAUACCAACCUUUAUAUAAAUUGUAAUGGUUUUAAUGGAAACUGUAAUGAUCCCUGUGGGUAUCUACUGGUAAUUUGUUUCCUUCUAUCGGUAGUAAUGCUUUUGAAGGUUGGCUGAUGCUUUGUAAUGGUAUUUGUAGUGGAAACAAUUAGAAUUUCUGUGACGGUGAUUGUUCUAUUUUCAGAAGGGAGGGUUGGGAACAUGUGCUACAGCUAGCUGAUAUAUCUGCAGUGCGGCACAGGAACCAGCAGGGGGAGCGACGAUCAAACAAAUUUAGGACAAUACAGUAAUAUAAACACGGCUUAUAUACAAGUGCUCAGUAAAUACUGCGUAUGUUCUUUAGUUUAGUUUGCGAGGUAGCUUUAAGACGAGCUGGUUCCGAAUUUGUAAUUCUGCUCGCGCUAUCGACUGGGCCUGUAAUCGAGCUGCACUCGUGUGCACACCAGCUGCGCGCCGCCGCACACACGGGCGGCUUCACCGACACCUUCUCUUGCGAUUUUUUUUAAAGCUUUGCAGGAAGCGCGUGGACCGUAAGGCAGCCGCUUGAAGCUCCGCCCAUCUCCGUUCCCCUGCAGUUCAAACAGCACUUGUCCUCUCCCCGGCUGUAAUAGGAUUUUGUUUGUGUCCAAAUCCACGACAGGAGCGCGAGCGUUACGACUGGAGCAGGAGGUUUGCCCUGAGGCCCUGCAGUGGAAAUCUUCACAAGGCAAACAUCGUACCGAGUGGAGUGGACAGAACAGCAGCCAGUAUGCUUAUCUGACACUGACUUGGUGAGACUGCCAGGCAGGCAAACUCCAGCAGAUGAUGAUGAUGAUGAUGAAGAUGAAGAAACUACUGCGCUAGUGCCAGAUGGUUUGGGAAUGAUGGACAUCCCUAAUGGCCAACCCAGUGUCUCCACUGCUGUCACCUCAGAGAAGAGCAGCAGUUCAGAGUCUCUGAGUGAGAAGGGCUCGGCUGAGCUGAAGAAAAGUUUUGAUGCUGUUGUCUUUGAUGUGCUGAAGGUCACGCCAGAGGAAUAUGCAGGUCAGAUCACACUUAUGGAUGCUCCAGUGUUCAAAGCCAUCCAGCCUGAGGAACUCUCGAGUUGUGGUUGGAACAAAAAAGAGAAGCACAGUUCAGCUCCUAAUGCCGUGGCUUUCACACGAAGAUUCAAUCAGGUGAGUUUCUGGGUGGUGCGGGAGAUUCUUCAUGCCCAAACUUUGAAGAUCAGAGCCGAGGUUUUAAGUCUCUACAUCAGGACAGCGAAGAAGCUGUGCGACAUGAAUAACCUCCAUGCAGUGAUGGCAGUGGUGUCAGGUUUACAGAGCGCUCCUAUUUUCAGACUCGCCAAAACGUGGGCUGUGUUGAGUCGUAAGGACAAGGCUACGUUCGAGAAACUGGAGUAUCUGAUGGCUAAAGAAGACAAUUACAAGAGACUGAGAGACUACAUCAGCAGCCAGAGUAUGACCUCUUGCAUACCGUAUCUAGGUAUGUAUCUGUCUGAUCUCACGUACAUAGACUCAGCAUAUCCCUCCACCGGCAGUAUUCUGGAAAAUGAGCAGAGGUCCAACCUGAUGAACAACAUUCUGAGAAUCAUCUCAGACCUGCAGAGAUCCUGCGAAUAUGAUAUACCUGAAUUGCCCCAUGUCCAGAACUAUCUCAACUCCGUUCACUACAUUGAGGAGUUACAGAAGUUUGUGGAGGAUGACAACUACAAGUUGUCUCUGAAGAUUGAGCCAGCCACUAGCACACCUCGCACAACUGCCUCUAGAGAAGACCUCGUAGGUUCGGAUGCCUCUGGUUCGCCCUUGUGUGGGCGUCGUGGCAACUCUGCUGAUGGUGGCCUGCCUAAAGUCCCGGGUACUCCGCCUUCCCCUCGCAACCUCCUACCCUAUGGACACAGGAAGUGUCACAGCCUGGGAUACAAUUUCAUUCAUAAGAUGAACACAGUGGAGUUUAAGAGUGCUACAUUCCCCAACGCCGGAUCCAGACACCUGCUGGACGACAGUGUCCUGGAGAGCAACACACCUACACGAGGACAAGCAGAGAGCUCCACUCUGUCCAGUGGCAUCUCACUGGGAAGCAGUGAAGGAUCUGAACUCAGUGAAGAAAUGUCUUGGCCUGCGUUCGAAAGGACACGUCUCUACCACUCUCUGGGCCCAGUGACCCGAGUAGGCCGAAUCACCUGCAGAGGAGGCCUCAGGCCCAGCAGCUCAGCCGAGUCCGAGGAGCUUGCGGUGCACCUGUACCCUGGAGCAGUGACCGUCCAGGGAGUGUUACGCAGGAAAACCAUCCUAAAGGAGGGCAAGAAACCUACGGUGGCUGCAUGGACUAAGUACUGGGUAGCGCUGUGUGGUACUCAGCUCUACUAUUACACUGCCAAGUCUCUCAAAGCCACUGAGAGGAAGCAUUUUAAGUCGACCUCGAGUAAGUGUGUCUCUGUGGUGGGGUUGAUGACCAUGAUGGCAGAUGACCCGGAGCAUCCCGACGUCUUCCUGCUGACAGACUCUGAGCAGGGAAACUCGUACAAGUUCCAGGCCGGGAACAGAAUGAACGCUUUGCUGUGGUUUAAACACCUCAGUGCAGCAUGUCAAAGCAACAGACAACAGGUUCCAGCAAAUCUCAUGUCUUUUGAAUGAAAGGUCCAAUCAGAUGGCAAAAGAACUGUUUUAAAAAGGCGGGUGCUAAAAGACAUGAGGUUGAGCAGUGGGGGAGCCGGAAGAGAAGAGAAGAGGAGUGGAGAGAGUAACUAUUUUACAGUAGCUUUUCCACUGCCAUCACCCAGCCUGAGUCUCACUGCAAAGCCCUCCACCACCACUGCCUUACAGAGUGGAGCAAGAGUCUGUGUGCGCGUGCGUGUGACCGUCCAACACUCCUCUGUCCUCUGCCACCACUUUUCUUUCACUCUCUUCCCCAUCAUAUUGGCACACUCUCCAUUACAAUCUCUUUCUCUACCAAAGUGAGGAACUGUGUGUCCUUCUUCCUCAGAACUAAUUCUGUUCCUGCGUCUCAUCCAGUGCACCUGGAUAUCUGGGUCUUAACUCCAUCCAAAUCCCUUCACCACCUUUUUUUUUAUUAUUAUUAUUAUUAUUAUUAUUACUAUUGUGUAUAUAUAUUUUUUUUUACAAUUUUAUGAGCUGGGCCGAAGCACCGUCCACCAGUGACGUGAAAAUCUGAACUCUUCUCCUCUUCAUGCCUCACACACGACACCAGGACAUUGCAGGACCUUCUCCUCUCAACUAAUUUGGAGACUAAGGUUUUUAAGCGGGGCUGCCACAUUUAGGCCGAACCCACACACUCUUUCACGCUCACUUUCACCCGCGCCCGUGCAUGCACAUCGUCACACGCGUUGAUUCUAUCCAUACGCUUGAGUUGGGCUCAAGCAAGCAUGACACAAGAUUUUCCAAAUGCAGGUUUUAACUGCAGGGAGUGGAAGUGUCUCUCAUUCGUUACGACCAUUUCAACACUUUGAAAAGCAACCGGAAAAAAGGGCUCUGAAGUAUUCCCUUAAAACUCUUGAAUAUUUGCAUCACCUUUUUAUUAUCUUGGGUUUGUUUAACUUACACCUGCAUGCACACACACACACACACACACACACACACACACACACACACACAUCGUCACAUCCAGUUACCCAACUCGAGCAUUAGGGACAAAAAUGAUUAUCACUUUUUUUUUUUUUGUAGUCAAAGGCACGGUCUCACAGCGAGAGAGAAAGGGAGAGACGGUGUGUGAGGGGAAGAGAGAGUGAAAGAUGAGGAGGUAUAAUGAAGAGGUAGAAAGCGAAUGUAAAAAUGGGGUUUAAUUACCCAUGUUUGGGUGGGGAAACUAUAGCACAGUGUGCACAGGGGUGGGUGGGUCGGGAGUUUGGGGUUUCUGCAGUAGGUGCUCUUUAUGGUACGACUGAAGCUGAACAAGCCUCUAAACGGAGGUCAUGUGUACAGUCUUUAUAUCUCUUCUAUAACCCCCUCUCUCCUCUCUCUCCCCCUUCUCUCUCUCUCUCUCCCCAUUUCUCUCUCUCUCUCUCUCUCUCUCUCUCUCUCUCUCUCUCUCUCUCCCCCUUCUCUCUGUCUCUCCCUAAUCCCCCUCACCUCUGUCUCUCUCCCUCCUCCCCCUCACCUCUCUCUCUCUCCCCCCUCUCCCCUCUCAACCUCACCUCUCUCCCCCAAUCUCUUUCUCUCUCUCCCUUCCCCCCCCCCCCCCCCCCCCCCCAAGUUAAAAUUCCAAAUCUGAAAAGUGGGAUGUUGCCUACCAGGACACACACAUUUUCGUAACUACUUGAAAGCUGUGAAUGUCAGUUGGAUUUUUGCCUGUGAUCUCAGUGGUGGUUUCACUUUAUUUCCUUACACCUAUAGUUUGUUCUAGCAGAUAGGAUUAAAAAAAUGAGACUGUUAGAGGUGGGUGUGGCUGCAUGUGUUUGAAUGUGUUUAUCAGUAACUGAACGAUAACAAAAAAAGAAAAAAAAAAUCACAGUUCAUACAAAGAAGCUAUUCAGGAGCCAUUUGCUUUUUUUUUGUUUUGUUUUGUUUUUUUGUUUUUUGUUUUUGUUUACAAGUUUUGUUUAUUGUUUAGUUCAUUUUUAUUUGCAGUAUUACAGUAGACUAUGUAGGUUCUGUUGCACUGGUCCUAGGAUGUUUUAAUUGUCUGUUACAUUUUGUUCAUUCUUUCCAUUUUAAUUUUUGAUGUGUUUUAAUGUGCUUUGUGUUUGGUUUUAUUUCUGUAGUUUUUGGCCAUUGUAAAUGUAUUCAACUGGCAGUUUACUUCUACAGCACAUGACUACACGUUGUGUUUAACAUCAGGUUAAGGCUAGACUGUUGUGUAGAGGAAGGGUUUUUAAAUGCGUUUAACCCGCUCGAAGGCUUCUGUCCUGCAGUCUAGUUUUACACAAGCGUAUCCAGCGCUAUAGGGAACAAGAGAGGAGGAGUGAUAAGCUUGGAACAAACGAAGAGCGUUCUAGUUCAAAGCAGACGUGAACUAAUCAUUCAGAACGGGCAGAUGAAGCCGAUUACCAUCCUUCCUUUUCAUGUUGUUUACUUUUCUUUUUUUUUUUUUCUUCUUUUUUUUUAAUAGAUUUUCUUUUCCCAACCAUUGGCUCUUUUGCUCCAGUCACCUGAGUGUUUCUCCUGCCAGUAAUACUUUAAUGAUUCCUCAGUUCCUGGUUCAUAUGCUAGUUUAUAGGCUUCUGGAGAAUAGUUCGGCAUGUGAUCAAAAUCAGUCUAACUUGUUUUAGGAUCUUCUGCAGACUCUCUCGUCCAGCACUAUUAGAGAAUGAAGAAAUGAAUUGAACUGUAUUAGAAGCUCACCAUUGUGACUUAAUAUCACUUGUGCAGUCAUUCAAGGCAUGUUGUUUUUUUUGUUAUUGUUUUCGUUUUUAAAUAUACUUCAGGAUUGUGUUGGACCUAAAACGAUGCUCUGUGUCCAAAAUAAUGAGUGUGAUCUUAGGAAUGUUUACAUGAGGAGAAGUAUAAUGUGCCACAGGUUUGAGCUGAUCGGUGUGGUAUUGGUGUGAGUUUUGUAAAAGCACAUUGUCAUUGUUUGAGCAAGAUACGAGUUUAGCCACACAAGCGGAGAAAAAAAAAGUGUUUAUGCACCGAGCUUGUCAAAUAUUUCCUUUAUAAGAAGCCAUAUUGGCUCAAAUCAUGAGUUUGCAUAACAGUGUGGUUUUGGCUCGGGUUGUGAAGCAGGAUGAAGUCAGUCUGCCGUGAUAGAGCAGGCAUUAUUGUUUAGGCAGGGAGCUUGUGUGGCAUGCGGCUGAGUGGAUUUGGCGUUGCUGUUCUCAGCUUGUUACUGAAUGUCAGUGCACACUUUUCUAGCCAGAGGCUAGUGGAGAACAUGUUGGGUUAGAGUUUUAUUCCCUCACACGUUCAUACAGACUACUGAAAGGUGGUGAAAAGGGAAGCGCAGUGUGUUUGUGCACAUACAGCACCUCGUUUUACCGAAAGUACUGGGAAACGGCACUGCUUGAAGAGCUGACCUUUUCAAUAGAGUACGCCACAUGGUCAAGCCGUCCCAUUUCAUUAUUGUACUCUCCCUCCAUCUCUUGCAUUGAUUCUUUAAACGAUUUUCCAUCAGGCUUGAGCUUAACAUGCUUUAAACGGUUGAAAUGGAAAAGCUAAUGGGCCGACUUGAACAACAAAUACAAAUACAUACUGCAGCAAAUCAUAGUCAGUUGUGCAGAAGAAGGUGACUGGAGCGACAAAACUCUCACUAUAACUCAAACUGUAUUCCCCUUUGGCUGUCUGCUGCCUGUCUUUAUACAGAUACAUGAAAUGGUACUGAGACAGUGGUUAUAUAGGACUAGAUUCAGAAAUCUGUCCAAAUGCAUUUGGCUAAUGGGUGUUACUGUACAGCAAAAUAACCAGUUCUCUGAGUUAAAGUUCUGGAGUAGAGUGGGAUCAUGUCUUUCUCUGUGUGGAUUGUAUGAUGUAUUUUUAAUGUGUUUUUUUUUUUUUCUUAAGCCAUUUACAUUCUUUGAGACACUCUCUGAAUGUCACACAUGCAUUAUAACUUAAACUAACACUGUUGUUCUUCUUGUUCCUCUUCUUAUUAUUAUUAUAUAUACAGUAUAUCUUUUACAAAUGCACAAAUAUCUGAGAGAUUUUGUGGUGUUUCUGUAGCUUUUCUUUUUGCUCCAUUGACCUUCAUGAGAUAGGAUAGAAUAUGGAGAGUGUCAUAAAAUGAAUUCGCUUUGUGUGUCCGUGUGAAUUGGUUUUCAGAGAUGUCCUUCUGGGCCAUUCCACCUGCAUCCAGUCUGCGUCCUCCUCCGCCGUAUCCAGCCUCUCUGUCCCAUGACCCAAGGCAGCACUAUGACCUCUGACUGUAGAAAGAUGUGCUCUUGAGUUCCUGAAAGGACAAAACCAAUAAACAUGUGUGUUCCUUUUUCUAAA